ACACUAAUUAAAUUAACCAUGAAGAUUGCAAUUGUUUUCCUCCUCGUGGGCCUCAGCUGUAGCUUUGCUUCUGCUGGUUUGUUACCGUGCACUGGGACGCUGACAAAAUCUGAAGCAGAAGCAGCGGUUCAGGCUUAUGUGAACUUUAUUGCCGAUUAUCAAAAAGUAAAGUUCACGGGUGCUGAAAAUUCACCUACAAAUCUUCCCAUAAAGAUAUGCCUUGUAACAGAUCUCUUCAAUGUUGUGAAAAUGCUGGCUGCUUUCAUGGAUUGUGAUCCAAACCUAGUCUUUGCAGAAUUGUUGAACUGCCUUACGGGGCUUGACGACCAAACCAAAGAAUACUUGAAGAAAUGUUUCGCAAACAAUGACUAUGCUGGAACUGCACAACUUGUGAUACCUAUUAAAGUAUUCUCUGACGCUACUUGCUGCUUAAUGAAUAAGUUAUAUAAUGAACAAGGUUUGGAUCUUAUUGGUAUUUUCAAUUCAGUGCUCAGUUCUGCGCUUUAUGCAGGUCUAGGAGUUACUAAUUUCCUUACAGGGAUUAUUGCCUCAGCACUUGGAACUACAGUUGGUUCUGGUGGUCUCCUGAAACCUCUUAAUGCUGUUGGUGAUCUUCUUAAAGGUGUUGCUAAUGCUCUUUGAGCAACCUGCAGUGCUAAUAACAGGCACCACAAUGAUUGGCCUGAGAAGAAGAAAGUGAUCUGUCCUCUAUGAAUCUAUCCUGAUGAAUUUUCUAAAUAACUGUCAACGAUUUACUUUGAUUACUGUUUCAAAAUGAAUAAAGUAGACAUAUAGAACUGCA
Molecule: messenger RNA, 802 nt
Organism: Pseudophryne corroboree (corroboree frog)
Lineage: Eukaryota; Metazoa; Chordata; Amphibia; Anura; Myobatrachidae
Exons: 10
Coding region: 19-642 (207 amino acids)
Source: RefSeq, a predicted model, not a curated record